AUGCAGGGAAUAGAUAGCGCUGAGGGUGAGCGCUUACGAACAGGACAGGUGGGUGAGGGCAGCGGUCGACAUUUUGCUGGUCCGGCCAGAAAGAAUAUUCACGAAAUGCAGGAUCUGAGGAAAGGACAGAUUAGUACGACUGGAAUUAUCAAGACAGAAAUCAUGAAUCGGCAAGGACAAAAUGAGAUGAGUCAAGACGGAGGUGUCAUCGGGCGCGAGGCGAAAAGCAAAAAUGACCGGUCUGGUAAGAAAAUCAUAAUCAAAGCAGGGCUUGCUUACACGGUCCACGAGACCCAGGCUGCACCUCUGACCCUGGCAAAGAAUUUUUGCCCGACAACAGGAAUAAACCACGAUGCAGUGCAGCGAACAGAACAAGAGAUGCCUCCCGAAGAGAACGAAGAGCGAGCAGGGAGAAAAAUUAAGAAUCAGACGAUGUUGAAUCCGACACGGUCGCUCUCGGCGAGGGAGGGGCUGCUGAUAACAGCACAGCCGGCAGGAGCGACGGAAGGGAUCGAGCAAGCAGGCCAGCCCUGUUCUUGUUCCUUACUCGAGCGCUGA
Molecule: messenger RNA, 558 nt
Organism: Talaromyces proteolyticus
Lineage: Eukaryota; Fungi; Ascomycota; Eurotiomycetes; Eurotiales; Trichocomaceae
Exons: 1
Coding region: 1-558 (185 amino acids)
Source: RefSeq, a predicted model, not a curated record